AAAACAGCUAGUGUGUAAAUAUUAGCCUAACUCCAAAACAGCCUGAAAAGCAAACAAAAAAAACUUUUUUUUGUUGUUUUUGUUUUUGAUUUUUAGUUGAAAAAUGAAUGAUACACGGAUUGACCUGUCCUGGGUGUACCCUGUCUUUCCCCAUCAGUAGCCGGGUAGGUCCAGCAUUCCUGUGACCCCGAAGGAGACGAGCGGCCAAGAAGAUGACUGAAUAACAAAAAUGGCUUCAGCGUCUUCAUUGACCACAUUCAGCAAAAAGCAUUCACACCAGCAUUAUUGCAGUGAAAAGGACGUCGCCUACUUUCUGUCAAAUACACGUGUGGCUGUUGAGAGAUCUUGACAGUAAAUGAGUCAACGAGCUGACAUGUCUGAGACAAACGCAGCAGGAGAGAAGACAGAAAUGUCUCCACCACAGGCAGCUGAAGAACCACAGACGGGAAUAUCAAAUGUGCAGAGGGAAACGGAAGCAGUUGCUGGUGUUCUUAGAGACAACUUAAAGAAACUUUUGGACAGACAAAGCAAUUUAGAGGACGUGUUAUCCAAAACGAAGGAAGUGGAAGAAGUGGCAGGCCAGUUAAAGAAGACCUCAAAGAAAGUUGCUUGGUAUUAUAAAUGUAAGAACAUCAAGCUGAUGGUCCUGCUGGUGGUGAUCGGCCUCAUCAUCGUGAUCUUGAUCGUCCUGCUGGCCAUAGGAGUCAUCCCUGUCAACGCACCAACGUCUGCAAAUAUCAGCAGUACCCCCAAACCCUAAGCACACAACAGCCUUCAUCCUGCUCAGAUAUACUGUCAUGUUAAAGACACAGUCUUGUUUUCCACACUUUACAAAACAGUCAGCGUUCAUUAUUUUGCAUAGUAUGAGUUCUUCUAUUUAAUAACGUCCUUCAUGAUCUCUGUAUUUACUUGAAUAUUCUUCCUAAAUUUAAAUAAAAGCACUUAAAGGGUAAAAAAACAAAACCCUAAAUCAACUUUUU
Molecule: messenger RNA, 980 nt
Organism: Oryzias melastigma (Indian medaka)
Lineage: Eukaryota; Metazoa; Chordata; Actinopteri; Beloniformes; Adrianichthyidae
Product: vesicle-associated membrane protein 8
Exons: 4
Coding region: 356-760 (134 amino acids)
Biological process (GO): vesicle fusion; SNARE complex assembly; vesicle-mediated transport
Cellular component (GO): plasma membrane; SNARE complex
Molecular function (GO): syntaxin binding; SNAP receptor activity
Source: RefSeq, a predicted model, not a curated record